Messenger RNA from Paramecium pentaurelia, 356 nucleotides. The record is from the annotation of a GenBank genome assembly. Lineage: Eukaryota; Ciliophora; Oligohymenophorea; Peniculida; Parameciidae.
AUGCAGUUUAUGGAAUUCAGACUGAGACAAAUGGGUGUUUUGGUAACUUGGGGAAUUACUUUUUUCAUAUUCGCUUCAUUUUCGUUUAUAGGUUUAGUAAACAAAAGAGAGGUUUCUUUUAAAAGUAUAAAUCAUUAGAUUUUUUAUAGUUGGUGCAAUUAUAAUUAUUGGUAUAUCCAUAGCUUUCACACUAUUUUUGAUACUCUUGACUUUUUAUCAUAUAUGGGAGAAUGUUUUAUAUGGAUUAAUCAUAAUCAUAUAUGGAUGCUAUUUGAUGUUAGAAACAAGAUUAAUUAUGAGCAAAGGAGUAAGAAUUUAUUAAUAUAUAAAAGAGAUUAAAUUUAUAAUCUAAUGAU